Molecule: messenger RNA, 1326 nt
Organism: Trachemys scripta elegans
Lineage: Eukaryota; Metazoa; Chordata; Testudines; Emydidae
Product: G-protein coupled receptor 55-like
Exons: 4
Coding region: 1-1326 (441 amino acids)
Biological process (GO): phospholipase C-activating G protein-coupled receptor signaling pathway; positive regulation of Rho protein signal transduction
Cellular component (GO): membrane
Molecular function (GO): G protein-coupled receptor activity
Source: RefSeq, a predicted model, not a curated record
AUGGACUACAAAGUUGUAGUGAAGACCAUCUCACUGUGGCUGGGGUCUGUGCUGGUGGACAUUGUCUACCCAGACCAGACCUACACCGUCACGGGCCAUACCAUCUUUGAUAACCUGUAUCUGGUCCAGGAUCUCCUGGAGCUCGGGUGGCAGAGUCCCCUGCAGUACGCCAGAGGUUGGUCCUGGCAGAAGUCACCAGAGUUGGAGAACGAACGGGGAGACUGGCUGGAUCCCCUGACGCUCGCUCAGCGCGUGAGGCUCUCCAGGCCUCGUAUUCCCCGGCACGUACUUCAGGAGGUGAGGGCCACUUUACCGCCCGCUGCUCAGGCCUACCUCGACUGGGUCCUCUUCGAGGGCAAGGCACUUCUCAAAGCGGGCCACUGCCCGAUGGAGGAUGUGGCACCAUUGAGAGGACAAAUGGAUGAUGACAGCUUCAGCAAGGAGUGCUCCUUUGACCAUAUUGAUACUAUAAUGAAGUCUCUCCAGCUCGUGAUCUCCAUACCUACCUUCAUUGUUGGUUUGAUUCUGAAUUUGAUAGCCCUCUGGGUGUUCUACUCUUGGAAGAAACAGACAGAAUCAUCAAUCUACAUGAUAAACCUUGCUCUUGCGGAUCUGCUUCUUCUUUUCUCACUUCCUUUCAGGAUGUACUAUUCCAGAAAAGAGCAGCAGAGACUCUUAUGCAAAUUUAUAGAGGCUCUCUACUUCGUCAAUAUGUAUGGGAGUAUUUUCAUCAUUGUCUGUAUUAGCUUGGACAGAUAUAUUGCUAUAAGGCACCCACUCAAAGCCAGAGCUUUCCGAUCCCGCAAACAGGCAAUAAUGGUAUGCUGUUGCAUUUGGGUUAUAGUUUGGCUUAGCAGCAUCCCCAUCUAUGACUUCCACAACAAUGACAAAGUCAAGUGCUUCCACAAUAUGUCAGAACAGGCGUGGAGCAUUCCCAUCAUCCUUUCUGUUGAAGUCUUUGGAUUUCUCAUCCCUUUGACUCUGAUGGUUUAUUGCUCUGUUCAGAUCAUCCAGACUCUUUGGAGGCGUAAAAACCAGGAGCAGAAGUGGGUUGAGCAAGCUGCCUCUAUAUGGAUCAUUUUAGCCAACCUCAUGGUGUUUGUUGUCUCCUUUACACCAUUCCAUCUUGGGAUCUUUCUGCAGUUCCUGGUAAGACAGGGCAUCAUUGUGGACUGCACUGUGAAACAAAGCAUUAGUCUCUUCCUACAGGUGGCAAUGUGUUUAGCUAAUGUCAACUGCUGCCUGGAUGCCAUCUGUUACUACUUUGCCGCAGAAGAAUUUCGCAAGAAAUUUAUUUCUGCCAUUCCAGCUAGUGUUUUGAACUGA